Trichomonas vaginalis G3 is the source of this 1416-nucleotide messenger RNA. RefSeq lists its product as uncharacterized. The record is from RefSeq and is a predicted model, not a curated record. The transcript has a single exon. Bases 1 to 1416 code for a protein of 471 amino acids. Lineage: Eukaryota; Parabasalia; Trichomonadida; Trichomonadidae.
AUGAGUAGGCAGCCCGCGAAACUCAAGCCUAGUGAGAUGACAAAGGGCGAGCUAAAGCAAGAUGCUGCAAGAGAGAAAGCGGAAAGCUCUAAAGAUGUUAAAAAGGAUCGUCCGCGCGUUUUAACCGAAUUAAGAAAUGAUAUUUCGUUAAAUCAGGAUUUUAUUAAUGUUCAAAAUAUAGAAAAAGCUACAAUACAGAGAAUUGAAAAUGAGAUUAAAGAAGCUGCGAACUCAAACCGUACAACAAACAGUUUAAUUCUCAAUUCAAUCAUAGAACUUAAGCGAAACCUCAAAAAUAUAAAAUCUGAAAUCAAGAGCGUUGAACAAUCAAUCGAAAAUGCCAAAAAAGAGCACGAAAAAACCACAACUGAAUUAACAAACGAAUUCAAUGCAAAGAAAGAGGUUAUUUUGAAAGAAACUCGUGAAGUCGAUGAACAGCUAGUUCAUUACGCCGAGUGGCAACGCCAAGCUGACUCCUUCAAGACACAUCUUUCAGAACUUAAGUCAAAAAUCCACCAGAAUCGUGUUAAUUGCAGCGAAAACGUAGCAUAUUACAGACGUGUUUCUCAAGUUAAGAUUGAAAAGCACCGCGUUGAUCUAGCCGAAGCAAUUAGAAAAGCUAGAGCAGAAUCCUUAAGACUUAGAUCUGAUGACAUUAGUCCACAGUCAACUACAUUCCUUACACAAUCUGAGCAGCAGGUUCAAAACCUUACUCAACAACUUGAAUCAUCUCAACAUUUGGCAGAAGUCAAUGAAACAAUUGAGGAAGAUAAUAUGUCAAUGCAACAGGAAAUAUCAAGAUUACAGAAGAAGACAGAUAGGCUUCGCGAUCAAGAAGAAAAACAAUUAAACGUUAUUGCCAAAUUGAAAGCCAUUAAGAAGGAAUUUGAAGAGAAAGAAAAAGCAGAAGCUCAAGAAAAGCUCAGACGUGAACAAGAAAGAAAGAUGGAACAGCAAAGAAUCGAAGCAAUCGAAGAAGCCAAAAGAAACAUGCCGCCAAAGCCCGAAUUUAAGAUGUCCCAAGACCAGGAAGCUUUCUUGACCUUCUUGAAUGAAUGCGCAACAACAGUUCGAUCAGUUCUUAAACAAUUAUUAGGUAAUUCAGAAAAGAUUGAAGUUACUCCUAAGGAUGAUAGAUUUGAAGCACCAAAACUUACAGCAAUGAUUGCAGAAAUCAAAGAAAUGACAAGCAAAUUGGAUUCUGCUCCAAAAUCUUCAUUCAAAGAAAAAAGACCAAUUCUUACACCAGCUGCUGCUUACUUUGCUUUCUCAGCGCCAUUUGAUGAUGCUGAUGAUUACAUUAAAUCAGAAAACUGGUCAUUCUCCAAAUAUGAGCCAAUUAAACAGACAACAACAACUAAGAAGGCUCAGCCAAAGAUUGUCAGGAUCAAGACAGGUAACAAAACACCUCUUUAA